Colletes gigas is the source of this 2347-nucleotide messenger RNA. RefSeq names its product zeta-sarcoglycan-like (gene Scgdelta). The transcript has 7 exons. Gene Ontology annotation, cellular component: sarcolemma; sarcoglycan complex. Bases 260 to 1570 code for a protein of 436 amino acids. NCBI's taxonomy places the organism in Eukaryota, Metazoa, Arthropoda, Insecta, Hymenoptera, Colletidae. The record is from RefSeq and is a predicted model, not a curated record. Gene Ontology annotation, biological process: heart contraction; cardiac muscle tissue development.
CGCACCCCCGCCUCCGUUCACGGUUUGGCAAUAAUGAUUAGGUGCACGCGACUUUAAGAAUUACCCGGUUUAAGUGUAGUGAACCGGGGGGAAUAAGGGUUAACGGUGUAAACGCCGAUUCCGCGACCAAGACACCGUUAUCGUGAUCCGAGCAAGUAUUCCACGGUGUCCCGCGUAAAUUACAGAUCAAUCGUGAGGUUGUUGUCGCGAUCCACCCACCACCGAAGAGGAUUCAACGAGAUUUAAUUAAGGGAGCAACAUGGACACGUCGCCGACGUUAAGUAUCGGUGGAUCGAGGGCCAGAGCAGCUCUUCUCACUACUAGCGGCACCGGAACCGGAAGUACCGACAGACGAGUCGUUUUCUUAGCAAGUCAACCGAACGUUGGGAGUACUCUCGAGACCAAAACUUGGCCGCAUCAUUGGUCGCCUCAUACAGCCGGCAACAGUUACAAAUCGCCCGAGGAGUCGCCGCAUUCGGAACACAGCAGAUUGAGGAUGUCCAGAGGGCAAGGAGGCUGGUCCGACGAACCGUGCACAUCAACCGGUGGUCGAAGCGUCGUACGACAAUCGGCGGGACCAUCGUCGAGGACAACGCCUCCCAUCCUCGAGGAUCGGACAUCCGGGGGCGCGUCCUGCAAAGGUGGAUUCAGAUUAGGCGUCUACGGCUGGAGGAAAAAGUGUUUAUACUCCCUAGUGCUGACCCUCAUGGUCAUAGUAAUCCUGAACCUGGCUCUCACGGUGUGGCUGCUCAAAGUCAUGGGAUUCAGUUCCGAGGGAAUCGGCUCCCUGAAGGUGGUGCCCGGAGGGAUCGAGCUCAGAGGUCAGGCCGCCGUUCUCGAUGCCCUCGUGGCCUCUAGCCUCAGAUCCAGGCGAGGAAAGAAUCUGUUCCUCGAGUCGUGGAGCAACUUCACCGCGUCGGCCAGGUCGCACGAUGGCCGACUACUCGCGCGACUGACAGUCGGCGAAGAUCGUGUGGACUGUGUGUCGAGAGGCUUCCGAAUAACUGACCCUCGAGGAGGAAUUCUCUUCUCGGCGGACAGGGAACAAGUGGUGGUGGGAGCGGAAAUGUUGAGGGUAACUGGCGACGGAGGUGCUGUUUUCCAGGGCAGCGUUCAAACGCCUCUGGUCAGAGGGGAAUCGGGCCGUGGUCUCAGGCUCGAGUCGGCGACCAGAUCCCUGAAGAUCAGCGCUCCUCAGCGAGUGGUGAUCGAGUCCUGGGCCAACGAGAUAUCAGCGUCCUGUCUGACCGAUCUGAAGCUCCAAAGCGUCCACGGUGCCGUCAGGCUGGACGCCAAGACGGUGUUCAUGAAGGGCUUGAAAACCGCGAAUCCGAGUCAGGUACAUUCCUCGAGAGAUCAGCAGCAGCAACAGCAGCAACAGCAACAGCAACAGCAACAGCAACAGCAGCAGCAACAGCAGCAGCAGCAACAACAGCAACACUCUUCUAGGACGUCUUCCCAUCAGAGUCAAAGAGACACGACCAUCUAUCAGUUGUGUGUCUGUGCUAACGGGAAACUGUUUCUCGCCAGGUCCGAGGGAACGUGUCAAGCUGACAAAUCAAUUUGCUAAUACGUCGAGUUUCGACUCGGACGCGAACGGACAGAUACUCGAGGAUCAGGUGGUUCGAGGGCGAGUUUUUCGUCGGAACGCGGCAACGAUAAAGGACGAAUCCUGACCGCGGCGAACUGACGAGGAACCGUGUCGCGGGAAAGUCGUAGAUAUUCGAGCAGGUGACGGUGUACAGUAGUCCAAGAAGUCCCGAGAUCGCCCGAGGCCUUUCGCUUUUCGCUGGUGUUUCCUUUCCGAAGCAACGCGACGGGACGGUGCUCGUUUAGAGCGCCGAACCUAAUCGAGGAACUGUACGAUGUAUGCUCGAAACUCUGGCGAAGCUGCAUAUAGGUGUACUUAGCAUUGUCGACAGCGCUAUUCCGUGAUGUAUAUCUUGUAUAUCAAUAAAAGUGCCCGAUCGUCGAUAGGCAACGGAUGAUAAUUGAAUCAUCGCCUCGUUCCUGUCUGUUCCUGCUCUUUAGACCGAGUCGUUUCCCCCGCCCCUGGUUUCUUUGCGCAAACGUUCGAUUUGCAGUUCCUUUAAGCCCGAAGAACAAAGAAACGAGAGCGCGUUACCGAGCCGAACAAUUCAAACGAACCAAUCGAGCAACAGCGUCCACGUACAAGUAUACUAUAUGCUUCUUGCUGAGACAACUGUACUCGAGGCGGAAAUAAUUGGCUUUUCGCGUUCCCUUUCGUUUUAUUCGCGCCAAACAAAGACCAGAAAUGUAGCGACGGGGUAGCCAAAUGCUCUAGUGACCUUUUACGGGAUAAUUUAUUAUACCUCGGAUAUAGUUU